AUGACAGGAUCCGCGGAACAGGUAGACGCCGAAGCGAAAGCCCACGGGAGCAAGCAGGCGGCGGGCGUGGAUGUUGCGGUGUGGCCGCCACUCCCUUCGCCGUCCCAUCAGCCGCGGCCGGCGGAGCGCAUCGACGCAGCGCAGCUGNCGCCGGCGGUGUUGGUGUUGGGUGCGUGGGCGGUGGUGGUGUCGCAGUGGACGAACAACGACGAUGUGCGCUUUGGGCGGAGGUUGAGCGGAUGCGGGGUGCCGACGGCGGUGCACAUCACGCUCAAUUGGGCAUGGUCCGUGGGCGAAUUGGUGACGCGUUUGGCCGCUGCGACGCGUCUGCGCGGCAACAACAACGACGACAACGACGCGGAGAGCGGCAUCGAUGGCGGCUUUCAGUCUGUCGUCGCUGUCCACUCCGCCGGCGGGGGACCGGAUCCAGCGGACUCCGCCCUUCCCGUCCUCUUGCAUGUGGUGGCCUCCGCUGGCGACGACCACGUCCUCCAGCUCAGCCUUCGCUACGACGCCCACGGAAUAUCCCACGAGCACGCUGCCCGUCUCCUCCGCCAUGCACGACACGUGCUGGAGCAGAUCGAUCGCGCCGCGGCAUCCACGCCCAUCGCCGCCCUGUCCGGCGUCGACGCCGAGGAACAGGCGCGUCUCGUGCAGCAAAAUGCGCAACAAACGCUCACCGUGAGCGAUGAAUGCAUCCACGACGUGAUCUCCGCGCAGGCCCGGGCAGCUCCGUCUCGCCCCGCCGUGGCUUCAUGGGACGGUGACCUUUCCUACCUCGAAUUGGACCAGCUCAGCAGUCGCCUCGCCCAACAUCUCGCAGGGCUUGGCGUCGGGUCAGGCGAGAGUAUUCCGCUAUGCUUCGAGAAGUCCUUGCUCACACUGGUAUGUAUGCUCGCUGUCCUCAAAGCAGGAGCGAACCUGGUCCUACUAGACGCGACACACCCACGUGCCAGACUCCAAGACCAAUGCGAGCGCGUUGCAGCCAAGAUCGCCCUCGUCUCGACAGCUCAUCGAAGCACACUCCACGGCAUCGUAUGGCAUUGCCUGGCGAUCGAUCUCGACUUCCUCGAGACUCUUGCCGAGAUAAACCAUACAGCCAUCCUUCACACGCGUUCGUCGGAAGUGGCAUAUCAUGUCUUCACCUCCGGAUCCACCAAUAAGCCCAAGUGCAUCGCCGUAGAGCACGCAGCCUUCGUCGCCAGUGCGAGGUGCUUUGGUACCUCACUAUUAUUUUCGCAGUCGACGCGCGCUCUUCAAUUCGCCUCUUACUCAUUCGGUGCUUGUCUGGUUGAGACGCUGACUGUGCUCAUGUUCGGUGGCUGCGUAGUCGUGCCAAGCGAGCACGAUCGUGCGAACCGGAUUGCUGACUUCAUGCGAGAAUAUGCCGUCAACUGGGCGCUCUUUACGCCUUCUGCAAUAGCUGCUGUCCAACCAGAGCAGGUGCCAGACCUCGAGACGCUCGUCCUUGGAGGGGAACCCAUCACACCGGCCAUGCGUGGCACCUGGGCGAGUUGCGUCAAGCUUUUCUGUGCCUAUGGCCAGUCCGAAACGUCGACCAUUUGCAGUACUACCAGAGUGUACCCCGAUAGCCAUGUGCAAAGCAUCGGCUAUGGUGUCGGUGCUCGACUCUGGCUUGUGGAUUCUCAUAACAUCGAUUCAUUGGUAUGGCCCGGAUGCGUUGGCGAGAUUAUCGUUGAAAGUGCUGGGGUCGCGCGUGGUUAUUUGGAUGACGACCAGCAGACGGCACAUGCGUUUGUUUCAAUACCCAAGUGGGCAGUGCAAAUGGCUCGCCCGAAGGGCAUUGCCUUCUUCAGAACCGGAGACCUCGGGCAGCUUGGCAGCGACGGUCAAACCAUUCUUUGUCUUGGCAGAAAAGAUUCACAGGUUAAGAUUCGUGGCCAAAGGAUCGAACUUGGUGAAGUGCAACAUCAUGUGUCGCAGCUUCUGCCCUCCGACUGCAUGGUCGUUGCGGAAGCCGUGACCGUAGACAAUGCUUCUGGAUCGAACAAUUAUUUGGUCAUCUUCUUCACCCCAUUCGCUCCACAUCCCGAUGUUGAUCUCGGAGAUGCAAGCUGCGAAGACGGCUACGACGAAUGUAUUCGCGACAAUGUGGUGCCAGCGCUCUCUGCUAGAGUUCCAAAUUACAUGAUACCCUCGUUCUGGCUCCAAAUACCACGCCUGCCAUGUACGGGAACAGGCAAGACAGACCGCAAAGAGCUUAGACGCCUCGGGCGAGCUUACAUUUUGGACCGUGCUGCACGUAGGAAGACCCGGGCCCGGAGCAUCUCUGGAUAUAGCCCCAAGGAGCAGAUCUUGCAUCAACUCAUAACACGUGUUUUCUGCGUCCCAGCGAAUGCAAUCGGCAUGGAGGACAACUUCUUUAGCCUGGGCGGUGAAUCGAUCAAGGCCAUGAAGCUGGUCUCGGCGGCGAGAGCGAAAGGGUUCUGCAUCACUGUGGGCGACAUAUUCCGCCUUGCAACUCUCGGAGAUGUCGCCAAGUGCAUGGAGCCGAUUCGAUGGACAAACGAUGAGAUUUACGUCCCUCCCUUUUCUCUUCUGUCAGAUACAUGUCGCAAAUUUGCGAGCAAGGCCGCUUCAUCAGCAUCGAGCAUCUCGGAAGCUGACAUCGAAGACAUCUAUCCGUGUACUCCUUUGCAGGCCGGCAUGUUUGCUCUGUCACUGGAAACCAACGGAGGUGGGUACGUUAACCAGUACGUUCUCGAACUAGCAAGUACGACAAGCACAUGCAAAUGGCGGGCAGCUCUCGAUGCUACCAUCCAGUCCCUCCCAAUCUUGCGGACUCGUAUCGUGAGCAUCGAGGACUCCGGCAAACAACACUUCAUGCAAACUGUCACCUCGGCUUCGCGUGUUCCCCUGCAGGUGUGCUGCGCCGAAAGUUUGGCAGAGUAUAUGGCUCAGGGUUGCAACUCUGUCAAUCUUGGGUCUCCAUUGUCCGAACAUACUAUUGUUGAGACUCCCUCGAGCCGAUAUUGGGUCUUCAAGAUUCAUCAUGCCCUGUUCGACGCAUGGUCAUUGCCUAUGAUACUAAAGGCUAUAUCUGACCGAUACCUCAAUGUGUCACCUUUGCAGGCCACACCUUUCAAUCUUUUUAUCAAGCACUUUCAGGCUGUGUCCAGAGACAAUUGGCAGGAAUACUGGCGCAAGUACUUGCAUGGCGCGGUCUGCACUCAUUUUCCUCCAGCCACGGCAGCAUCCAGCGAUGCGAAAUCGGACUCGCUCGAAUAUUUCGAGCAAUUCUGCCCAACCCAACAGAUACCUCGGUCGGCCUCGACGCACAACACUACAGCUUCGGUGGUGCAGACAGCCUUGGCUAUUGUCCUGAGUAGCUUCGCUGCUUCGAAGGAUGUAGUGUUCGGCUGCACGGUCUCUGGUAGAUCGGCACCUGUCCCGGGCAUCGAGCGUGUCGUGGGCCCAACGAUUGCCACAGUCCCCAUCCGCAUACUGCUAGAAGGCAAGGAAAAUCAACCAGCAAAGCACUUGUUGGCAGAGGUGCAGCAAGAAACCGCUUCCAUGAUGCCUUUCGAGCAGGCUGGCCUUCGAAACAUUGCGAGUGUCAGCACAGAGGCAGACACAGCUUGCAAUUUUCGCACCUUGCUUGUGAUCUUGCCCGAAGAGGACGAGACGUUUCGCAUGGAAGCUGUCGGAACGUGGCUUCGCGACUACAUGACCGAUCCUUGGACAUAUCCCUUGCUGCUUCAAUGCGAGCUACGGGAAAACGGCGUAAACAUUAGAGCAAUGUUCGUCGAGGCUCUCGUACAGCGUGACGUGGUCGCUUCAGUGGUCGAUUCCCUCUCCUACAUAAUACAGCAAUUAAUCGAUCCCGGAGACAAGACUGUCGGUGAUAUUUCUAUCACUACUGAUCGUAACGUGCAGCAAUUGCGGACUAUGGCGGGGGAUGUUCAGGAAGAGUGCCAACGUCUGGUGCACGAAAUGCUUUCAGAACAAGCUACACUACAUCUACAGUCCCCUGCGAUUUGUGCAUGGGAUGGAGAACUGACAUAUGCGGAGCUUGAGCAACUGACGAGCAACCUUGCUCGGCGCCUGCAUCAGCUUGGGCUUGAUCUCGGCCCAGAGAGUAUCGUUCCGCUCUGCUUCCAGAAGUCGAUGUGGAUGCCUGUUGCCAUGCUGGGUGUAAUGAAGGCAUCAUCUGCAUCGGUUGCAAUGGAUAUCGCUCAGCCGUUGACACGACUGCAUGCCAUUGUACAGCAAGCACAGCCGAAACUCAUACUGUGUACAAAACACUCUGAAGACCUUGCGAAUUCUCUGGUGGCUGCGUGCCGUCAGGAGGGAUUUCACACGACUGUCUUUGUCGUCGGUCACGACACCAUUGGCGGCAAAUCCCAAAAUACCGAUCAAGGCCUACUCACGGUGCCAACAAUCCACCCCGAAAACAGCUUGUACAACGUGCUCACCAGCGGCAGCACUGGCAUCCCAAAGAUGAUAACCAUCACCCACUCAAACUUCAGUAGCGCGUUGGUGCACCAGAAAGCACGUCUCGGGCUCACCAACAGCUCUCGUGUUUACGAUUUCUCUUCGUAUGCUUUCGACAUGGCAUGGCAUAACCUACUGCAUUGCUUGUACGUCGGCGGCUGUUUCUGCAUUCCUUCCGAAACAGACAGGAUGAACGAUCUGUCAGGCAGUCUCCUGCGCUUCAAGGCCAACUUCGCAAAUCUUACACCCAAAGUAGCAGACCUUCUUACUACUUCCGCGUUGGACUCACUGGAUGCACUCGAAGUCGGUGGCGAACUGACGACUCAGAGUCAAGCCGAGCGGUGGAGACGGCAUACCCGAGUGAGAUGGUUCUACGGGCCUGCAGAGUGCUCUGCUAUCUCGACGAUGUCUGAUGAUGAUGUGCCGCCGACUAACAUCGGGCGCGGAGGUGUAGGUCUUUGUACCUGGAUAGUCGAUCCAGAUGACCCGAAUCGGCUGUGUCCGGUAUAUGCUGUCGGAGAGCUGGUUCUGGAAGGUCCUCUUGUAGCGCGCGGAUACCACGGACGACCAGACCUCACAAGUGCGAGUUUUCUGUCCGAUCCUCCUUGGCUGAUCCAGGCUGGUCGUCGUGGACGAGUUUACAGGACUGGCGACCUGGUACGUUAUAACUCUGCAGGAGAUCUUAUCUUCUUAGGCCGCAAGGAUGGCCAAGUCAAAAUCCGCGGUCAACGUGUUGAGCUGGAAGAGAUCGAUCACCACGUUGGAAACGCGCUUCGUGUUACUGCGACCUUCUUCGACGCUCGGGUAGCCUCUGCUGUGGUCAACCUAAAAGACGCCAGCGGAGUGCUCAUCUGCUUCCUUGCUCGGUCCGGAACAUCAGCAUCGGUCGCAGAUAGCGAAUCACGACUCGCUGGAAAGGCGGAAAAGGUCACGAAAAGGCUGGCGGACGAUGUGCCAUCGUACAUGGUCCCUUCUGGAUAUGUCAUUCUCCCACAACUUCCGUUGUCGACCACCGGGAAGACUGAUCGCAAGAGAUUGCAUGAGCUUGCUGCUGGUAUGCUGUACAAGGAUUUAAUCGGCAUCGAGAUCGAAGGACAGCAUGAGCGAAGACAGCCUACGACUGAGUUGGAGAAAACUGUUCAAGGCUUGUUCGCACGUGCUGUACGCCGCACCGUGAAGCAAGUGGGCGCGGACGACAGCUUUUUCCGCCUGGGAGGCGACUCCAUAUCCGCAAUGGGCUUGAUCUCGAGCUGCCGAGCUGCCGGUCUCAAGCUCACCGUUCAAGAUGUGUGGAAGCACAAGACUGUUGCGAACCUUGCGGCGGUGAUACAAGCAAGAGACGGUCUCUCUUCACAGCAAGCCGGGAACAGUGAAGGCAGUCAUCAAGAGGGCACGCCAUUCGCCCUGUCGCCAGUGCAGCAGAUGUAUCUGGCCUUGAAUUCGCAGGCACGACCUAAUUUUCACCAAUCGCAGUACCUUGAACUGGGUCAGAGGCUCACACGAACUCAGCUCGAUGGGGCAGUAUCGCUGCUAGUCCGGCGGCAUCCAAUGCUGCGCGCACGCUUCCGAAAGACAGACCUUGACAACGGCGAAAAGACAUGGAGCCAGGUGGUUCUGAGUGCAGCUUCGGAGGCCUACAUCGUAGAGCAUCGCGCCAUUAUCUCGGGCCAGGAAACCUUGGCAAUGGUCACCAGCCAGAAGGUACUGGACGUGGAACAGGGUCCAUUGCUCUCCGCAUUGUUGCUGGACGUUGGCGAGAGACAACGACUUCUCCUUACGAUCCAUCAUCUGGUUGUUGAUUAUGUGUCUUGGUCGAUCAUUCUCCGAGACCUCGAGACGCUAAUCACUUCGCCGCAGAAGUCUCUGCCUUCGGUUGCGUCGACGAGCUUCCAAGAGUGGUGCAUAGCGCUAGCAGAACAUGCACGCCUGCACCUGGAGCCACGUGCGGCCCUGCCAUUCACCUUGCGCCCGCGCCAGCUGAGCUAUUGGGGCGAGAAAGACAUGCUCUUGUCGUCAAAUACUUGGGACAAUGCUGCGAUCAGAACCUUCGCUCUGCCAAAGCUGUCCACUGCGGCGCUACUCGGCUCGGAAUGCAAUGAAGCCUUCAGCACCCGACCAGUAGAGCUCUUGAUUGCUGCGUUGAUUCACUCGUUCGGCUCAAUCUUCACCGAUCGCGAGGAUCCUCUGCAGAUUUUCAACGAAGGCCAUGGCCGAGAGCCUUUUGACGACAAGUUUGACAUCUCUGAGACCGUGGGUUGGUUCACGACUCUGAGUCCUGUCCAGGUCGACCAGCCCGCAGGCUCAGACUUGGUUACAGCAAUCAUGCAGGUGAAAGACUGCAUGCGCAGUCUCCCUCGCAAUGGCUGGGCGUAUUUCACUUCUCGCAUGGGAAAUCCGAAAGGCCGUACAACAUUCGGAUCGUCAUCAAUUGAGGAACUAGUAUUUAACAACGGCAUUGGGAUUGUGCAACAUGCAACCGACAGCCUUUUUCACCCGGUCGAGCACGAUAUUGGGGAGCCUUGGAAGACGUUCGCGAGCGAAAAGCGCUUUGCUCUGUUUGAUGUCGUCGCCAGUAUGCGGAACGAGUGCUUACACAUCAUGUUUGUGUACAACACACGCACCCACUGCCAGGACAAGAUCAUGGAUUGGAUAUCGGCUUACGAACAGUCCUUGAACCAGCUGCCCACUGCUCUUCCAGCGCUUUCUCAAAAAUGGACACUCACGGACUUCAUACUGCCGUUUGGGGACUACGCCACCCUUGAAGCAUUUGAGAAUGGCUUGCUCGCAUCGAUGAAAAUCUCACGAUCCAACGUCCAAGAUGUAUAUCCGUGUGCCGCAAUCCAGAAAGGAAUACUUGUCAGUCAGGCCGUGAACCCUGCGAUGUAUCGGGUCUGCUUCGAAAUUGACAUCCUUCCUGACACAGUGGACUUCGGUCGAUUGCAGACAGCUUGGCGUCAAGUGGUGCGAAGACAUGAUAUCUUACGCACGAUUCUGGUCGAUAACAUGCCUGGAACUGGUUUCGCUCAGAUUGUCCUCAAAGAAGUCGACGCUGAUGUGCGAAACUUGCUUGAUGCCCACGAUCACUCUGCUUCACUGUGUCAGCGAUCCGCACAAGCUGCUCCAGACCAUAGUUUUGUCAUUACUCGUGGCGACGAAGAUCGACCACUCUUGAAGCUGACAGUCAACCACGCCCUGGUGGACGCUCAUGCUUACAAUCUGAUCUUGCGGGACCUACAACUGGCAUACAAGGGCUGUCUUCCUACCGCUGCGCCAGUUGCGACUUUCAGAGACUACGUCUCCUAUGCUGAGUCGAGGCCUACUGCGGAAGCCCGAGACUAUUGGGCCAAGCGUUUCGAGGGCAUAGAGCCCUGCCAAUUCCCAUCGCUCGAUGGAUCACGAGACAAUGACAGUAUCAAUCAUAUUGACGCGCCGGCUGUCGACCAUACUCAACUGCAAGAAUUCUGUCAAAAACACGAGAUCACUGUCUCCAGUGUCUGCCAAGUGGCCUGGGCAUUGGUACUACAGGCUUACGUUGGCUGCGCGUCGCCGUGCUUCGGCUACGUAUCGUCCGGCAGAGAUCAUCCCAUUGCGGGAGUGGACGAGAUUGUUGGUCCACUCAUCGUGACUUUGCCAUCUAUGAUCAACUUGGCAGACGACAUAGCUCUCAUCGACAUUAUUCGACAAGCACAAUCCGAGCAUGUCAACUCCAUGGCGCACAACCUCUUACCACUCCAUGAGAUUCUUCAUAGCCUUGAUCUUCGCGCAAAGCCUUUCAAUACAGCUGUCUCUGUCACUCCGGGACAAGGAAAUGCUGCGACCGCUCAAGACCCAGAAAUUACACUCAAGACGCGAGGCGGUCAAGAUCCCACAGAAUUUGACAUCGCCGUUCAGGUGGCAUCCAACAGCGAAAGCACUCGCAUCUCCAUCAUGUACGCUGCUUCUCUCAUGUCACCGGAGACGGCUACCAGCGUAGCAUCUGCCCUCAGCACAGCAAUCUCUAGCGUUGCCUCCGACCCUCAGGUGACAGCCCGCAACGUUGCUUUGAUCAGCCACAUCGAUCUCAAACAACUCUGGGAUUGGAAUCACACUCCGCCCGAGACUUCGCAACGCUGCUGCCUCCAUGACCUCGUUGAGCAACAAGCCGAAGAGAGCCCUCAAGAUACAGCGGUCGAGGCAUGGGACGGGAAGUUGUCCUACCUGGAGCUCAAGAAGCUUUCGGACAAGCUUGCACUUCACUUACAUAGCAAGGGCGUCGGACCUGAAGUUCUUGUUCCAUUCUGCUUCAAAAAGUCUAUGUGGACAGUGGUUGCAACUCUGGCUACACUCAAAGCAGGAGGAGCAUUUGUACCUUUGGCUCCAGACCAUCCCGUCUCGCGACAACAGGAGAUCCUCGAGCAGACGAAAGCCGAAAUAGUUCUUGCAUCACGGAGCUGUGCGAAGUUACCUGCACUGGCCGACUGCCAUGUUGUGAUCGUCGAUGCUGAAAGUAUUCGCGGUCUCCCUUCAGCUGAUGUGAGAGAGCUCGAGACUCAUGCAACACAGAGCAACGCGGCGUACGUACUUUUUACCAGUGGCAGCACCGGUAAGAGUAAAGGCGUCGUCGUGCCACACAGCGCCAUAAGCACGAGCUGCCUCGAGCAUGGCAGAGCGAUGGGGUUCAUUGGGAAACAGCGAGUGCUACAAUUCUCCGCCCACGUCUUCGACGCUAGCGUCCAGGAAAUCUUCACAACACUCAUCUUCGGCGGAUGUGUCUGUAUUCCAAGCGAUGAGGCUAGGGUUUCGCAUCUUGGGCCUACGAUCCGGGACUUUGGCAUCACCUGGGCUUGCCUCACGCCUUCGAUGUCAAGCACGUUAUCGCCUGCACAUUUGUAUUCAUUGGAGACUUUGAUCUUGUGCGGCGAGCGAGUAACGCCUAGCGCGCUGCAAGACUGGAAUUGCGUGCGUAAUGUCAUGGUCGGGUACGGUCCCACAGAGUGCUCGAUCGUGUGUGUUGCAGGCACAGUGCAAGCAGCCGAGCUUGCCUCGAGGAGCAGAAUCGGAACACCGAUCGGAUCUCGAGCGUGGGUGGUCAGCGGAACCAACCACGACAAACUCAUGCCCGUAGGCGCUGUUGGCGAGCUCGUAGUCCAGGGCGGCAUUCUCGCGAGAGGCUAUCUCCACGAUCCAGACAAGACAGCAGCGUCCUUCAUCUCCAACUCUGCCUGGCUGGAAGAGGCUUCGAGCGGCAUCCUUAACAGAAUCUACAAAACAGGCGACCUUGUAAGAUACAAUCAUGAUGGCACUCUUGACUUCAUUGGCCGACGAGAGGAUAACCAGACCAAGAUCAACGGCCAGAGAGUGGAGCUGGGCGAGAUAGAGAACCACGUCCGGGCGUGUCUACCACUUGUGGACAAAGUCGUCGUUACCACUCUUAUUCUGCCAGAUCGCCAGACGCCAAGUGUUGUGGCUUUCGUUCAAAUCGACGAAGGAGCUGUGCCGUACGCAGAUCAGCGUUGCUGCCUGCUUCUCAACAAAUCCGAUAUCGACCUCGUUGCCACAAUCACUGCUGGUGCUGAUGAAAAGCUCGCCAAGCAUUUACCUGGAUACAUGUGCCCCAAGUUGUACAUCAGAGUGAACCACAUCCCGCUCACACUUUCCGGCAAGACUGAUAGAAGGAUGCUUGAACAGCUGGCCGGAGAUCUAUCGCAGGAUCAAAUCCAAUUCGCGCUUCGUGGACGCGACAGACAGCACGUCCAGGCACCUCGCAAUACCGUGGAGCAUCGGCUUCGCGACCUUUUCGCACGAGCACUGGAGAUUGCAGCAGAAUCUAUUAGUGUCUCAGACAGUUUCUUCAGGCUGGGUGGAGACUCUUUGUCGGCAAUCAAGCUUGCAUCACAGGCGCUCGAGUUGGAGCUAGACGUGUCCGUCAGCGACGUCUUCCUCAAGCCAAAGCUUUCUGAUCUGGCAGAGUAUCUCCAAGCGGCUGGCAAAGCAACAAGUCAGCCAAGAGUAGGUGCAAUCAAUGUUCCCGCCUUCUCGAUGCUUCCUUCUUCUCUGGGUGCCGAGUUAGCACAGCAGCUUGCUGCAGAGUCGUGCGGCGUCGCGGAAGACAGGAUCAGCAAUGUGUACCCUUGCACGGAACUCCAGGCUGGCAUGAUGGCGUUAUCUGUCAAGCAUCCAGGCGAAUACAUUAUAUGCUAUGCGCUUGAUCUAGGCGACCACGUCGACGAGGACCGCUGGUGUGCAGCCUGGGGGUCGACUUUUGCUAAACUGUCCAUCAUGCGCACAAGGAUCGCUGAGCUAGGUGACUUUGGCCUCUUCCAAAUUGUGGUCGACGACGCUCUCAGCUGGAGGGAGUUUGAUAUCCCCUUGGAUGCAUAUGUCGAACGCGAGAAGACAGAUUCAAUGGGCCUUGGGCAGCCGCUCAUACGGCUCGCAAUGUCUAAGCAUAAGCAAAAGCAAUUCGUGUUGACAAUGCAUCAUUCUGUGUUCGACGGCUUUUCUCUGGCCUUGAUGUUGGAAGCAGUCUCGGAAACCUACCGCAGCUCAAUGACGAAGCCCACGUACCUGGGCCACGAUGUGUUCAUACACUACUUGGGAACACUGCCCGAAACGGCAGGACGGCAAUUCUGGCAGUCGUAUCUUGAAGGCGUAGACUGCACGCACUUCCCGCAGCCUUCUCCAGGGGCUAGUAUGCGAGUGCAGAGAGAAGUCGUCGAAGAUGUUUGCAGUCUUGGCACCAACCAGAGAUCGGACAUUACGCUGGCUACGUUGAUGAAGGUAGGGUGGGCGCUUGUGGUAGCCGGCCAUACUGCUUCACGCGAUGUCGUGUUCGGAUGCACCGUUUCUGGACGCAACGCUCCGGUUCAGAGCAUCGAUCGAGUUACAGGACCAACUGUAGCAACCAUACCGGUCCGAAUACAGCUCACGCAAGGCCCUCACAUGAUCGCAGAUCUCCUCUCAAGCACACAGGAAAUGAGCGCUACCAUGAUCCCUCAUGAGCAGAUGGGUCUCGCAAAGAUUGCCGCAUGCAGCGCGGAUGCCAGCGCAGCUUGCGACUUUCAGACUCUGAUAAUGCUACAACCCGACGGUGAUGGCAGGCUCCAAAUGUCAUCGUUCGGUACUUGGCUUCCUGAUCAUGGUGGCGCCAGUGUGCGAACAUAUCCUUUGGUCCUACGAGUGGAGUUGCGCCGCCAGGGUUUCAGCAUCAGCGCAGAUUUCAACCCGCAAUGUAUCAAGAGAGACGAGAUAUCGCGUCUGCUGCGCCAGCUCGUGUACAUUGUUCCGCAGCUGGCCGAUGCUCAUCAAACGAUGACAACAGAGGAUCUCAGCAUCACCACGCCCGAGGAUCUAGCCCAGAUUAAGAGCUGGAACUCAAGUAAGCUGCAGAGCAUCAAUGCGUGUGUGCACGAGUUGAUUGCAGAGCAAGUGGCUACCCAGCCCGAUGCCAUUGCUGUUUGCUCAUGGGACGGCUCAUUGACGUACGGAGAGCUGGACUCUCUGUCGAAUCAGCUGGCCAUCCGCCUAUGCAACAUUGGCGAGAUUCACAAAGCGGUGAUUCCAUUGUUCUUCGAGAAAUCGAAAUGGACCUCAAUCGCCAUCAUGGCAGUUAUGAAAGCAGGAGGUGCUUGCUUGAACGUGGACAUCAGCUCCCCGCCUGGAAGACUGCAGGCCAUUGUGAAGCAGGUUGCUCCACCUGUGAUCUUAUGCUCUAAGGCUACAGAGCACCUCGCAACGGCUUCUUCGACUGUGCGCUCGAUCAAAUUGGACAAGCAGUUGUUUUCGAAUCUACCUCUGACCUCUUCUGAGGGCACAUUGCCAGUAGUCGAUCCAUCGCAUGGCUUGUACUGCGUCUACACGAGCGGUUCCACGGGGACACCAAAAGGUAUCAUAAUUACCCAUGCGAAUUUCAGUACUGCCGCACACUACCAGCACGAGGCCCUACGGUUCGACAGUACCUCUCGCGUUUUCGACUUCGUCUCGUAUGCAUUCGAUGUUUCGUGGUCCAAUAUGCUGCACACCUGGAUCGCCGGAGGCUGCCUAUGCGUGCCCAGUGCUUACGAGCGUUGGAACAAUGUGCCUGGAGCAAUCGAACGCAUGCAAGUCAACUACGCCCAUCUGACUCCUUCGCUCGCUCGCAUGCUCGAUCCUUCCCAAGUUCCGAGCCUGAAGAUUCUAUCACUGAUCGGUGAGCCAAUGACGGCCUCGGCUGUCGCUCGUUGGGCGCUUUCCGGAGUCGAAUUGAUCAACACUUAUGGACCUGCUGAGUGUACUGUCACAAGCACCAUCCAGCACAUCAACAAGAGUGACACUGACUGUGAUCCUUCUAUCGGCGUGGGCGUUGGGCUUCAUGCGUGGAUAGCAGAUCCAUUCGAUAGCCACCGCCUCGCUCCAAUCGGCGCCAUUGGUGAACUGGUGCUCACUGGGCCGCUGGUUGGAGCUGGCUACUUGCACGAUCCGGUGAAAACGGCAGCAGCCUUCAUCGAGCCGCCGAAGUGGAUGAUUGAUGAUGCUGAGCUCGUCAAGAGAAGCCAUGAUAUGCAGCUCUACCGCACAGGAGACCUUGUCAGGUAUGCACCUGAACUCGAUGGAAGAUUGAGCUUCAUUGGGCGCAGAGACGGCCAAGUAAAAGUUCGCGGGCAACGCGUGGAGCUCGGAGAAGUUGAGCACCAAGUGACUCAAGCUGUGCGAACAUGCCUUGGGACCAGUACUGUGCAUGUGGCGGCCGAGCUGGUCAAACCAAAAGAUAGCUACGGGCGCUCCUUACUCGUUGCAUUCUGUGCUACGUCUAACGAGACCAAUACGCAUGUGCUUCAUCUUAGACCCGAGCAGGCUCAACAGAUCAGCGAGCUGCUUUCAAAUCAGGUGCCUUCCUACAUGGUGCCAGACGCAUACCUCAUGAUAGAGACCAUCCCUCUCGCGCCAACGGGAAAGACUGACAGGCGUCGUCUACGGGAGAUCGGAUCCGAAUUGACCAUUUCCGAGUUGGUCAAGCACCAGACAGAGUCAGAGCAAACCACCGCUGUCGAUACUCAAGAGGCGAAGACGCUACAAUCCAUCUGGGCACGGGUGCUUGGUUGCCCGGAGGCCGAACUCCACGCAGAGACAAACUUCUUCCAGCUUGGAGGAGACUCAAUCACGGCAAUGCGAGUUAUCGCUGCUUGUCGCAAAGACGGCUUGAGCUGCCUCCGCAUGGAAGAUAUCUUCAGACAAAAGACGAUUGGCAAUCUGGCUCUCCUGGUCUCAGAACGGCUGUCUCCAAGGGCCAAGAUCAACGGUAAUGACAAAGAAGAGCAGAAGGUUACUUCCACCUCCUCGCUGUUGUUCCCACUGGCGUUUGAGGAUUAUGUCAGUCUGCAGACUUUCCUCGACAACACUCUGCCUCGUCUCGGACUUUCAUUGACAGAGGUCGAAGAUGUGUACCCCUGUUCUCCUGUACAGGAGGGGAUGCUGCUGGGUCAAGCUAACGCACCACACAUGUACUACCCUCGCUUUGAGUUCAAUGUCAUCGCUCCUGAAGGCAAGCCAGUCAACAUUGGUCGUCUGCAAGCUACGUGGCAAAAGGUGGUAGAGCGCCAUGCAAUACUUCGAACCGUUUUUGUGGACAGCUUACCCGGCCAUACUGGAUUCGCGCAGAUUGUGCUGCGUCAAAGCAAGCAGACCGCUCAGAUCAUUGCGCAAAAUGAGAAACUGAAGCCACCGCACCAGAUCUGUGGCUCGGUAUGGCAGGGCGGGGAUCAGCCCGCGCUACCGACUCAUCGAGUCGACAUCAGAGCAGGUUCCAAGACGCAGUUCAUCCUCACAAUCCAUCAUGCGUGCAUAGAUGCGCAAUCUAUGCAUAUCCUGAUGCGCGAUAUGCUUCAGAUUUACAGCUCUUCAUCUACUAACCAGGAGAUCGGCCUGUACAGUGAUUACAUCGCCUACACCCUUCGCCAGCCGAAGGAAGAGACGCAGCGCUUUUGGGCAGACCAUCUAAAAGGAGUGGAAUCGUGCAUAUUUCCGAUUGGAGAAGUGGCGUCGGAUUGUGAACUGAAGCCAUUGACUGUGAAGGCUCCUUCUCUCGACGCCAGUAAGCUUAGGCUCUUCUGCGAGUCCUUCGAUGUCACAUUGUCCAGCAUUUGUCAACUGGCAUUGGCGCUGGUCUUACGAGCAUUCACCGGCAGUGACCGUCCAUGUUUCGGAUUCGUUGCUUCUGGUCGAGAUCAAGACGUGCAAGGAAUCGAAUCGAUAGUUGGCCCGUUGGUGACUACACUGCCAUGCACUAUCUCGCUGGAGGACUCCUCGUCGAUUGUUCAACUCGUACGAAAUAUCCAGGACAGGACACUAGAUGCUCUUCGUCACCAGACCAUUUCCCUCAUUGAGCUUCAUCGCACGCUCGGCUUAGAGACAGCGAGGCUCUUCAAUACUGUCUUAUCGGUCACGCCCAUGGUUACCUCUGCUGCUCGACUUUGUGAAGACCAAAUAGCAUUCGAAUUUUCCGCAGGGCAGGAUCUUACAGAGUACGACAUUGCAGUGCAGAUCCAGAGCGGCCCAUCUACAGUGGACAUUUCACUCAACUAUACCUCAUCACUUCCGACAGAGAUUGCAUCAAGCGUUGCGGAGUCGCUCAGGACUGCGAUCUCAUCCAUUGUGUCGAGUUCAGCAGAAUCAUCGAUUGACAGUGUCCAGCUUGUUGGCCAGCAGGCAAUUGAUACUAUACUGCAGUGGAACUCGACCGCGCCAGUUCCGCUCACGCCCAUGCGUUGCGUUCACGAGCUCAUCACAGACAGGGCCUGCCGUAGUCCCAGUUCUCCGGCCCUUUCUGCCUGGGACGGCGAUCUCAGUUACGCAGAACUGGACCGAUUGUCUACUCGGCUCGCAUUCCUUCUUGUCGCUUCUGGCGUCACCCCACAGUCCAUGGUUCCCUUAUGUUUCGACAAAUCGCUCUGGGCCAUAGUCUCUAUGCUCGCUGUCCUGAAAGCCGGCGCGACAUAUGUACCGCUCGAUGCAAAGUGGCCAGCCAUGAGACAUCAUCAGGUUCUGGCACAAACGCAAGCAAACGUAGUACUGGUUUCGGUCCAGUAUGCCAAUCAGUUCUCGUCCGACUAUUUGCCAAUCAUAGUGAACGAUAAGACUCUGACCGAGGCGGCAUCUCUGACUAUCGAUCUUCCGGCUGUCAGUUCUUGUGAUGCUGCCUACAUCCUCUUUACCAGCGGUACCUCUACCGGGAAACCCAAAGGCGUUGUGCUGGAGCACGGGGCUGUUAGCAGCGCUUGUAUGCAGUUCGGACCGACCAUGGGCAUUGGUUCCAGUUCGCGGGUCCUACAGUUCUCCUCGUACGUCUUUGAUGCCAGCAUCAUUGAGAUCCUCACGACUCUGUUCCAUGGCGGCUGCGUAUGCAUACCUUCGGAAGCCGACAGGACCGACAACCUGGAGCGCUUCAUGGUCGACCAAGGAGUCAAUUGGGCUUUCUUUACACCCUCCCGAGCUCGUCUACUCGAUUUUGACCGGCUGAAUGGUACUCUCGACGUUCUUGCCGUAGGCGGCGAAGCUGUUCUGAACUCUGAUCGCACAUUCUGGAGGACAAAAGUACCGAGAUUCAUGAUCGGAUAUGGUCCUACGGAAACAUGCGUCUUUUGUGUCACGGCGGAUUAUGCAUGCGACUCCAGCAAAACACGACAGACACACGCGAAGGACACAAUUGGAAAGUCUAUCACGCCUACCAGCCGAAGUUGGAUCACGAUCCCCAAUGAUCCGACGAAGCUUGCACCCAUUGGAGCUGUUGGUGAACUUCUGGUAGAAGGGCCUACACUUGCACGUGGCUAUCUACAUGAUGAUAUCAAAACGACUUCGGCAUUCAUUCGUUCACUAGAGUGGCUAAUUGGCUCCAAGAGACUGUACCGCACAGGAGACUUGGUCAAAUACCAUCACGAUGGCUCAAUCAUCUACCUCUCGCGCAAAGACGACCAAAUCAAGAUCAAUGGUCAGAGGGUGGAAAUUGGUGAAAUCGAGAACACCAUCCGCGAGUGUCUCACAGGCGCUUCUGUUGCUGUUGACUUUGUGCAAGUGACCACGCAGACUCCUGCAGCGGUGGUAGCUUUCUUGCAGUCAGCUCAUUGCAAUGCCGAGGACAUUGUAGUCGACGACUCUUUCGAUGCCGCUUCGCUCGAUCAACAACUCAGCGAGCGACUCCCGUCUUACAUGGUCCCGAAGCUUUACAUACCGCUGAGCCGCUUCCCUUUGACAGUGGUUGGAAAGGCAGACCGUCGUCAUCUCCGGGAGCUUCUCCAAGCUUUGAGCGCGCAGCAACUAGCGAGUCUCAGAGCACGUCAUGCCACUCAAAAUCAAGGUGCUGUCGAGCUGCCAAGGACGGAGAAGGAGAAGAGGCUUCGUACAAUCUACGCCAAAGUGCUGAGUGUUGAAGAGGCCUCGAUCGGACGCCAGUCGCACUUCCUCAAGCUUGGAGGAGACUCGCUUUCUGCGCUCAAGCUAUCUGCUGGGGCUCGGGAGGCGCAGCUUAUUCUGACAGUCUCUGACGUCCUUCGACAUCCUGUGCUUCAGCACAUGGCGAAUGCAGCCUCGUUGCAAUUGGAGUCUCCGAGCAGUGUCGGCCCACCACAAUUCUCAAUUUUGCCCGAGCGUCUGAAGCCAGAAUCUGCUCGCGAGCUAGCAGCAGGUGCUUGCGGGGUGUCACAAGAUCUGGUUGAAGAUGUGUACCAAUGCACACCAUUACAGGAAGGCAUGUUGGCCCUCUCCGCAAACUUGCAGAGCGACUAUCUUGCCUGCUAUGCAUUGGAGCUGCUGCCAUCUGUAGACAUGGCCCGGUGGCAACAGGCAUGGCAAAACGCAGUACAAGCUAUUCCCAUCCUGCGAACCAGAAUCGCACAACUCGGCACCCACGGACUUUUCCAGGUCGUGCUACAGCAUCAGGAUAUCACAUGGAAGACCAUCAAAACGUCACAACGGCACGAAUACAUACAAGCACGAAAGUCUUCCCCUCCCGGGUUGGGCGAACCUUUGGUCGACUUUGCGAUCGCCAGUGACAAUGACCAGAACGAGAGGAAUGGCAAACGCUACUUCAUUUGGUCAAUUCAUCACGCUCUGUUUGAUGCCUGGUCUCUGUCACUGGUUCUUGACACAGUAGCUGGACACUACGAAAAUGCUGGAUCCGCACCUGCGCGUUCGCUGGUCAAGUUUAACGUCUUCAUCGAGCACCUGGUGAAGUCCAAAGAAAAUAGCAGUUGGCAAAAAUUCUGGACCUCCUAUCUUGGAGACUUCUGCUCCCAGCACUUCCCAGCUCCUAGACCUUCGCCACUUGUUCCAAACAACGGCACGGAACUGCAGGCAGUGCAAAAGAGCGACAUUGGACGUGCCGAGCGGUUCAGUGCCUUCAAAGCGGCAAGCGAGACGGGCUUCACUGUUGCAACGAUGAUCAAAGCAGCGUGGGCAGUAGUUGUGGGCCGACACAUCAACUCCGACGACGUUGUCUUUGGCUGCACACAAUAUGGUCGCAGUGCUCCGAUUGUUGGCGUCGAAAAUUGUGUCGGUCCGACAAUAGCCACAGUUCCUGUUCGUGUACGCAUCAACGAGCGCUCAACGGCGUCCACACUACUGGCCGAGGUUCAAGCGCAAGACGCUAGCAUGAUACCAUUCGAACAGGCCGGCUUGCAACAAAUACGAAGUCUCAAAGGAGGCGCUGCUCUUGCAUCCCAGUUCCGCACCUUGAUUAUUGUACAGCCAAAAGAGCAGACUUCGAUUUCAAGCUCAACCGAUUGCUUUGGCAAAUGGCACACCGACGGCCAAGCUCAAAUACAAACCUACCCACUGAUGCUCCAGUGCGAAGUCGCACACGAUGGCGUGGUUUUGUCUGCGAAGUUCGAUCGACGUUCUAUCUCGCAGAGUGCAGUGAAUGAAUUGCUAUCCGCACUGGCUUGUGUAUUACCGCAAAUGGCCGAGGCGCCUUCUGUCGCAGUUGGCGAUCUUUUGACGAUGCCGCCCGAAACACUCGAGCAGAUCUGGGGUCAACAACGAAGAUUCAUAGACAUUGCAGCGCCACUCCGGCUCCGGCUCAAGGCAGAGACAGCUGCACUGAAUGUUUUCCAAGAUCAUGAAGCGCGGGCUUGGGUCGUAGACCCCGGAAAUCAUGGUCGCAUAUGUGCUCCCGGCAGCGUAGGUCAGCUGGUACUGGAGCUUUCACCACAUGAAGAAAGCUUUGCCAUAGAGAGCUCAGCACUAUUCAUGGACAGCACAGCAUGGUUGUCUCAUGGCAGUCGCAGUCAACCCGGACGAAAGAGACGUGUCAUCAUCACCAAUGAGCUGGUUCGGCAGGACAAAUCCGGAGACCUCAUCAGUGUUGGCAGCGUGGAGACUCAUGCGAAAAUAUCCGGCCAGUGGGUCGACUUGAUUGAGGUCGCACACUGCUUCAAAGAGGGACUUCAGACCGCGCUUCGGAACCCUGAUUCUUCACUUUUCGGUUUCGAUACAGUUGUUACGCCAGCGAAACCACAAGACAGGAACGGGCAAAUACUGGUGGCAUUCGUUGCUGCCAAUGGUGACGCUGAAGCUCUUCCCUCUUUGCGCACACUGCUUGCUCAAAGAGCAGAUCAAUUGAACAAGCAGCUCAGGUCCACGAUGUCCUAUCACUGCAUUCCUUCGGCCAUUGUGUGUUUAGAAGCAUUACCUUUGACUGCGGACGGGCGAGUUGAUACUGCUGAGCUUGUGAAGGUCGGAGCCGGCAUGACUUUCGAACAGCUCGCGUCCUACGAGCCGAUUGCUCAAUCCAGGGUGUCGCAGCAGCCGAUUACUACAAGUGAAAAGACAAUGCGUCGUCUCAUGGCCGAAGUGCUGCAGCGUCCAGAGGACAGCAUUGGGCUCGCCGAUAGCUUCUUCGCCCUUGGAGGGGACUCUAUUACAGCGAUGCAGUUGGCUGCAGCCUGCCGAGCCUCGAAACUUGCAAUCCAAGUCAGCGACAUCUUCAGGGAGAAAACUUGUGUCCAACUGGCACUACUGUCUGGACGCAACUCGGCACCUCUGGUCAACGAAACCUACGCGGGUGACAACGUGGCAGCUGGCGACUCCGACUGCUCCUUCGACAAGUUCCCAUUUGCAUUCGAGAGUCCAGAAGACUUUGAGCACUUCCAGCUAAAUACCCUGCCACGUCUCGGCCUGGAACUCGACGAUCUCGAGGAUGUGUACCCUUGUGCGCCAGUCCAGCGAGGGAUUCUAAUCAAUCAACUCAAAGACCCGCGUUCUUACUUCGUCCGCUACACCUUCCACAUCCAUCCCCGAUGUGAGCAGAGCAGCAAAGUCGAUGUUGAACGCGUGGCCGAGGCCUGGAAACAGACGGUACAGCGACAUGCCAUACUGCGCACCGUCUUCACGGGAGAGGUGCCAGGCAUGGAAUUCGCACAAGUUGUACUACGGCGGUCUGACCCUAUCAUCCGUCUCCAUCCCGAAAACGGUGCCGCACAGAGCGCCCUACUCGAUGCAGGCAAAGUUUCUGCUACAGGUCCUCAGCACGUGGUCGACUUAUCGCCCGGCGAGAAGGAUUGGGUAUCGUUCACUCUCAUCAUCAAUCACGCCUUGGUCGACGCCUAUACUUUCAAUCUUAUACUUCGCGAUUUUAGCCACGCCUAUGAUGGCACACCACUACCUGAGAGCAUAUCCUACCGGAGCUACGUCGAAUAUGGAAACAAUCGCGACAACGAGGAGAGUUCGAAACUCUUCUGGACGGAACACCUCAUUGACGUUGAGCCGUGCCAUUUCCCGAUUGAUGCAGAUCGCACACACAAUGAACCUCUGGAAACUGCAGCACCAGAAAUCGAUCACAUCAAGCUGCGACAAUUCUGCCGAGAGAAUGAUGUGUCCGCAUCCAGUGUCUUCUAUACUGCUUGGGCUCUUGUUCUGCAAGCAUACACUCGGAGUGCUCGGCCAUGCUUUGGCUGGAUCGCGUCAGGUCGUGAUCUUCCGAUUCAUGGAAUUGAACACAUUGCAGGGCCUUUGAUUGCCACAUUGCCUCUCGCUAUAGCACUUCCGCCGGCCAGAGAAGGAUCUCUGCGGGAAUUGGUUCGGACAACGCAAAAUGCAGCCACGAAAGCUUUGCAACACCAACUUUACCCUCUGGCAGACAUAUUCCAUGGACUGGCACUGGGCUCUGAUAAAUUAUUCAACACUGGAAUCUCUGUUCGUGGCGACAACAGCAUAGCUUUGGACGGUACGCAAAGCGACAUUCGUAUUGAGAUGCGUGAGGCCAGUGACCCUUCUGAGUUCGAUAUCGCCGUGCAGGUGCAUCAUGGAGCUAGCGGCGUCGACAUCAGCUUGGUGCAUAAAUCGUCGGUGGCACAGCACAUUUCCAGUGUUGCUGCAGCAUUUAGUGCCGCAGUUUCUGGCAUCAUCACAAGUCCGGAGCUCACCAUCUCAGACCUCGAGCUCAUUGGGUCACAAGAUCUCGAUCGAGUUCGACACUGGAACUCUACCGAGCCACAAAAGGUCGAUGCAUGUCUUCACGAGCUGGUGGCGCAAAGAGUGUUGCAACAGCCUACAGCUUCUGCUGUAUCAGCUUGGGACGGUGACCUAACCUAUGCAGAACUUGACGCACUAUCGACAAAGCUGGCGCAGCGCAUCUUCCAACAUGUAUCUCCGACGCAGGGCAACUCUGCUGGAGGCUCGAACCAAUUCAUCCCAAUCUGCUUCGAGAAAUCCAUGUGGGCUAUCGUUGCAAUGCUCGGUAUCCUCAAAGCUGGCUGCUCUUUCGUACCUCUGGACUCAAAGCACCCGAAGUCCCGAAUUGACCACAUCUUGAAACAGACAAAGGCCAAGGUAGUCGUCACCUCUGGCGAACUGUCCGCUUCUUUGGAACUGCCUAAAACGAUCACCCCAAUAAUCUUGGGAGGCGACUCGGCGACAGAUUCUACUUCUAGCGCCGUCUGGAUAUCCGUGGAUUGUAGGUCGUCCGAUAUUGCCUAUCUGAUCUUUACCUCUGGAAGUACAGGCACACCAAAAGGCGUCGUGCUAGAGCACGGAGCAGCCAGCACGAGCUGCCUAGCUCAUGGCAAGGCCAUGUGCUUCAAAAGCAAGCCAAGGGUGCUUCAAUUCAGCUCGUACGUGUUCGAUGGUUGUAUUAUGGAAAUCUUCACCACCUUGAUCUACGGUGGAUGCAUAGUAGUGCCUUCGGAAGCCCACAGAAGCGACUACGAGCUCUUGACGAGAUUCAUGACAGAACGUCAAGUAAACUGGGCGUUCUUGACUCCCUCGCUGGCGCGAUGCAUUCCUCUGGUCGAUCUUCAGAAACUUGAUGUACUCAUUGUCGGAGGCGAAGUCCUUACCGAAUCGGACCGAAAGGCUUGGAGUACAUUGCGCAAGUUCAUAGUCGCAUACGGCCCCACUGAAACUUGCGUAAUUUGCUUCACUGCAGACUACUCGUCUGGACCACAAGCAAAAGCGACUAUCGGGAAGGCAAUCACGCCGGGCUGGCGAAGCUGGAUAGUUGACCCAGGGUCCCAGCGACACAGAUUAUUGCCCGUGGGAGCAGUCGGCGAGCUGGUCGUGGAAGGCCAUCCCUUGAGCAGAGGAUAUCUUCACGACCAGGCGAAGACAGACGCAGCCUUCAUCGAGUCUCCCGACUGGCUGACUGGUUCCAGACUGUACAAAACGGGUGAUCUGGUCAAAUACAACUCGGAUGGAACCAUAAGCUUUGUUGGCAGGAAAGACCAGCAGGUCAAGGUCAAUGGCCAGAGGGUUGAAGUCGGGGAAAUCGAGCAGCAUCUAGCGGCAUUCCUUCCGGAGGCAGAGGCCGUCAUCGUUGAGCCGGUAAAGCUGCAAGGAAAUCCGUCUAUUGCUCUCGCCGCUUUCGUGCAAAUGAACAAGGCUGGGCCUGAUGUGGUUGUUGCAUUGGAUGAGAGCGCCAUCGCUACGGCAACUACCAUCGCACGCCGCAUGGAGCUCGUCUUGAGCGAGAGCCUGCCUGUGUAUAUGUUGCCACGGCUUCUGGUUCCUUUGACCAAAAUGCCACUGACGGUCUCUGGGAAGGCAGAUCGACGACUCCUGCAGCAACUGGGCGUCAAUCUGACCUCCCAGCAAAUAGCUGACCUUCGCGGUCAGAGCGAGUUGCAGAAACCGCAAACGGCGUCCGAGCGUAUUCUGGCUCAGCUGUGGGCACAGGUGCUCGCUGUCGAGGAAAAGCACAUUGGAGUACAUCUGAACUUCUUCCGCAGCGGCGGUGACUCUAUCUUGGCCAUGAAGCUUGCCAGUGCAGCACGAAAGCACGGAUUGACCUUACAAGUCAAGGACAUAUUUCAGCAUCCCACCAUCGCAGAUCUUGCACGCCUUUGUGACAGCAAUGCUGAUGUCCAGGUCAAAAGCCAGGACGACCAGUACAAGCCUUUCAAUAUGGUGCCAGCUGCAACUUCACAGGUGGUGGCGAAGCAACUUGAUCUCGGUUUCGGUGAUAUUGCAGACAUCCUCCCAGCGACAUACAUCCAGAAAGAGUUCGUCACGGAAGCUGUCUGUGGCAAUAUGCCUGCGUUCAACUACCUCUCCCUCGAAUUCCGGAAUGGCGACUACCUCCAGCACUUGCAGACCUGUUGUCAGCAGAUUGUUGACAAAUACGAUACCCUUCGCACUGUCUUCGUGCAAGACGUGGACGAGAGGUCACUGUUCCAGGUGAUACUCAAAGCACAGCCGGUGCAAAUCGCCUUUCACACACCAGAGACCCAACGAAGCGACGAUUUUGUCAAGCAACUUUGCAUCACGGAUCAGCGACAAAGAUUUCACCCCGAUCAGCCACUCACAAAGUUUCUCGUCGCUCAUCUGCCGGGCUCCGAUUGCUUCAGUUUGAUUAUCAGGCUAUCCCAUGCUCAAUAUGACGGCGUGGCGAUCAAUAUGCUCUGCAGCGCUUUCCAAGCCUUGCUGACUAACAACGAGAUUCCUAGUGCUGUUCCAUUCUCACGUUUCGUGGACCACACUGCCAGGCACAAUACUCACAGCUACGAUUUCUGGCGACGACGGCUCGCUGGCUCGACCAUGUCGACGCUCAGUUCUACGACCGAUCAGACUCCAGGAAACGCAAUUGUCCAAACCGCUCGGAAGCUGCAUCUUCCUGUGAUAGAAGGCUUCACUCCAGCUACAAUCUUUGGAGCAGCUUGGGCUCUGGUGCUGGCUCAAUUGUGCGGCAAAUCCGACGUGGUCUACGGCCAAGUGGUGGCAGGCCGUGGUGGCUCGCUUCAGGACAUCCAUAACGUCUUUGGCCCAUGCGUCAACAAAGUCCCGAUGCGAGUUCAAACUGGAAUACAUAGCACAGUGACGGAUUUCUUGCGCUACGUACAAGACCAGCAAGCGUCGCUUGGGGGAGCCGAUUCGGUCAGCCUUCCUGAAAUCGUCGAACAUUGCACAGAUUGGCCAUCCGAUACCACAUUUGGCUCGAUCAUCCAAUAUCAGAAUCCCGAUAUCGAUGCAACUGCGAAUAUGCGACAUCAAAGUAGCACUGCGAUGUUCAAGGCGCGUUGGAUCGACACCGGGGAUUUGCCAGGGACCGGUCUGUUCCUUCUGUGCAGCCCUGUGGGAGAUGGCUCUGAACAUGUUGUCGACUUGGCUUCGAGCAAUGUUGGUCUCUGCAAGUCAGCAGCGGAGAGUCUCCUCGAUAUGCUCCUCCAGAAACUUGGAGAAUUCAGCUGA
Messenger RNA from Cercospora beticola, 24084 nucleotides. RefSeq lists its product as uncharacterized. Gene Ontology annotation, cellular component: cytoplasm. The record is from RefSeq and is a predicted model, not a curated record. Gene Ontology annotation, molecular function: catalytic activity; phosphopantetheine binding. NCBI's taxonomy places the organism in Eukaryota, Fungi, Ascomycota, Dothideomycetes, Mycosphaerellales, Mycosphaerellaceae. Gene Ontology annotation, biological process: secondary metabolite biosynthetic process; amino acid activation for nonribosomal peptide biosynthetic process.